This is a messenger RNA of Carica papaya (papaya), 1010 nucleotides long. RefSeq lists its product as uncharacterized. Gene Ontology annotation, molecular function: channel activity. The record is from RefSeq and is a predicted model, not a curated record. Lineage: Eukaryota; Viridiplantae; Streptophyta; Magnoliopsida; Brassicales; Caricaceae. Gene Ontology annotation, cellular component: membrane. Gene Ontology annotation, biological process: transmembrane transport.
AUGGAGUCAGUCAUUGUCUCCUCUGAUCGAUCCACUCAUAGUGCUUUAUCUACUUCAAUUGAGAAUUAUGAUAAAACAAGUCCAACAAGAAUAUCUAAGAACAAUAGUUUUUUGGCUUCCAUUGGUGCUCAUGAAUUUUUCUCUCAAGAGAUGUGGGGAGCAGCAAUCACUGAAUUAGUAGGAACAACAUGUCUAUUAUUUACAUUGACUAUUUCUAUUGUCGCGUGUCUAAACUUUCACGAGGUAGAAUCAAAGCUUCUCGUUCCAAUUGUCGUCUUUGUCAUCCUCUUUUUCUUCCUCAUGGCGACAAUUCCUAUCUCAGGCGGCCAUAUGAACCCAGUCUUCACAUUCAUUGCCACCCUCAAAGGCAUCAUAACAAUAACUCGUGCUGCCUUCUAUUUCUUAGCACAAUGUUUAGGCUCUAUCAUAAGUUUCAUCAUAAUCAAGAGUGUGAUGAACCAUGAUUCUGCUACUAAAUUCUCUUUAGGAGGCUGCAGCAUUAAGGGACAUGGAUCAACUGGGUUACACCUAGGAGUUGCAUUGAUGCUAGAGUUUUCUUGCACAUUCUUAGUACUUUUCGUAGCAGUAAAUGUAGCUUUCGACAAGAGGAGGUCCAAGGAGCUUGGCGUAUCAAAAGUAUGUGCUCAAAUUGCGGGAGCAAUGGCACUUGCUGUGUUUGUAUCGAUUACAGUCACGGGCCAGACUGCCUAUGCGGGUGCCGGCUUAAAUCCAGCAAAGUGCUUUGGUGCUGCCAUAUUGCAAGGUGGAUUACUAUGGAAAGGUCAUUGGGUUUUCUGGGUAGGAUCUUUUUUUGCUUGUAUUGUUUAUUAUGGUUUCAGCUUGACUUUACCUAAACAAGGGCUUGAUUGGGUUGAAGGAGAGUAUGAUGCAAUGAGAUUGGCCAAGGCUUGUUGGGGAACCAAGGACUUUCCCAACUCUUCUCUUCAAGAGAAAGGUGAUGGACCUUAAAAAGUUCUGUCCUUUUUCAAAUUUAUCAGUCUUCUAUCAGU